Messenger RNA from Nerophis ophidion (straightnose pipefish), 13452 nucleotides. RefSeq names its product microtubule associated monooxygenase, calponin and LIM domain containing 3a (gene mical3a). The transcript is spliced from 49 exons. The record is from RefSeq and is a predicted model, not a curated record. Lineage: Eukaryota; Metazoa; Chordata; Actinopteri; Syngnathiformes; Syngnathidae. The coding region runs from base 295 to 7935 and encodes 2546 amino acids. Gene Ontology annotation, molecular function: protein binding; FAD binding.
UUGUCAGUUUCAAGUUGCGCCUUGUCCUCUGCGCCUGUUUGGCCUCCUUCACUCACGCCGCGGCCUUCUUCGCGAGGGAAUCUGGACUUACUAACAAACAUGGCUCCUUUCCCACGACACAUGAGUGGAUUAUAAACAUUCGAACGCUCAAGAAUGAAAAUGCCUGAGGCAGGGAGUUAGAACCCUCCACCGAAGAGAGAAACAGACAGCGUCAUCCAGGGCUGGGGUUAGACUCAGGGACCCCUGUAGGGGGGGGAGGUGGAGGGCCCUAUCAACCUGGUGUGAGUCUGGACCAUGGGUGAUGGAGGUGUCGGUGCAACUGGAGGAGAAGGGGUCAACCGAUCCCAUGUCUUGUUUGACAACUUUGUCCAGGCGACCACAUGCAAGGGCACGCUCAAGGCCUUCCAUGAGCUGUGUGAGCAUCUGGAAGUCAAGCCCACUGAUCAGAGGGUUUUUUACCACAAGCUCAAAACCAAACUCAACUACUGGAAGGCCAAAGCUCUUUGGGCCAAGUUAGACAAGAGGGCCAGCCAAAAGGAGUACAAGAAGGGCCGUGCCUGUACCAACUCUAAGUGUCUGAUCAUUGGCGCUGGGCCAUGUGGCUUGCGAACAGCCAUCGAGCUUGCCUUCCUGGGGGCCAAAGUGGUGCUGUUGGAGAAGAGGGAUGCUUUCUCCAGGAACAACGUGUUGCACCUUUGGCCAUUCACCAUUCAGGACCUCAGAGGCCUUGGGGCCAAGAAGUUUCAUGGAAAGUUCUGCGCCGGUGCCAUUGAUCAUAUCAGUAUUCGUCAGCUUCAGCUAAUGUUGCUCAAAGUCGCUCUCCUCGUGGGAAUUGAAAUCCAUGUUAAUGUGGAAUUCAAGGGUUUAAUUGAACCUCCUGCAGAUCAGGAGAGUGAAAGGAUAGGCUGGAGGGCCGAGGUACACCCCAGGACACACCCUGUCAAUGAGCUGGAGUUUGACGUCAUCAUUGGAGCAGACGGAAGGAGAAACACACUACCAGGGUUUCGACGCAAGGAGUUUCGUGGAAAGCUUGCUAUCGCCAUCACAGCAAACUUCAUUAACAGGAACACGACAGCAGAGGCAAAAGUUGAAGAGAUCAGCGGCGUCGCCUUCAUAUUUAAUCAGAAGUUCUUUCAAGACCUCAGAGAAGCAACAGGUAUUGACCUGGAAAACAUUGUCUACUAUAAGGAUGACACACACUACUUUGUGAUGACUGCCAAGAAACAAAGCCUGCUAGAGAAAGGAGUCAUUCUGCAUGACUAUGCAGACACAGAGAUGCUGCUGUCGCGAGCGAAUGUGGACCAAGUCGCUCUUUUGUCUUACGCCCGCGAGGCUGCAGAUUUUUCAACAAACCACCAGCUGCCCUCGCUCGAUUUUGCCAUCAACCACUACGGCCAGCCUGAUGUCGCCAUGUUUGACUUUACUUGCAUGUAUGCAUCGGAGAACGCCGCCAUGGUUCGUCAGCGCAAUGACCACAAACUACUGGUGGCGCUUGUGGGAGACAGCUUAUUAGAGCCUUUUUGGCCCAUGGGUACUGGCAUUGCCCGUGGUUUCCUGGCAGCCAUGGACUCAGGAUGGAUGGUGAAGAGCUGGGCUCAGGGAAAAACGCCGUUAGAGGUUCUGGCUGAGAGGGAGAGUAUUUAUCGUCUACUGCCCCAGACGACGCCAGAAAAUGUCAGCAAGAACUUCAGUCAGUACAGCGUGGAUCCUACCACUCGUUACCCCAACGUUAGCCUUAACUUCCUCAAACCCAGCCAGGUACGGCACUUGAUCGACACAGGAGAAUCCAGAGAGCUGCGCGUUGAAAUAGAAAAUGUGAUCAACUCAUCGACACCAAAGUUGGCCAGGAAUGACUAUUGCCUGCUUGACAAGCAGUUGCAAGAAUCCAUAGUUCGAUCCAGUAAACUUCUUAACUGGUGUCAGAGGCAAACAGAAGGAUAUCGAAAUGUUUGCGUAAAGGACCUCACUAUGUCAUGGAAGAGUGGUCUGGCCCUGUGUGCGCUCAUUCACCGAUACAGGCCAGAUUUUAUUGAUUUCGAUUCCCUGGAUGAACGAGACCAAGAAAAGAACAACCAGUUGGGUUUUGACGUGGCAGAGAGGGAAUUUGGCAUCUCACCCUGCAUGACUGGCAAAGAGAUGUCUACUGUCGUGGAGCCUGACAAACUUUCUAUGGUCAUGUACCUUAGCCAGUUCUAUGAGAUGUUUAAGGACACAGUGCCACCUGGAGAUAAUCAAAAUCUGAGUCCAGAGGAGAAGGCUGUACUAAUGACAAGCACUAAAUCACCCAUCUCCUUCUUUAGCAAGCUUGGUCAGAGCAUUGCAAUCUCAAGGAAACGUAACCCCAAGGACAAGAAAGAGAAGGACAUGGACGGUUUGGGGAAGAGAAGGAAAACCAGCCAGUCUGAAGACGAGGAAGUAUCCAAGGCUGCUCGUGAAGACAGACAGGCCAAUGUACCAGCUCUAUUGGCAGAGAGGAAAAUGGAUUCCGCUGCUGUAGGGAACAACAAUAAAGUCAAGGUCAUGGCUACCCAGCUGCUUGCCAAGUUUGAGGAGAAUGCGCCCGCUCACGCCUCAGGACUUAUGAGACAGGGGGAUUCUCUGCCCAAUCUGGACUGCUUUUUGCCCCAUUCUCCGCCCAAACCCCUUGAGCCAGUGCGCCUGGCACCUGUCCCAGCUUGGAGAAAGAGACGCACACAGCAGCAGGAGCAGCUGAGCAUUCGAUACAAAGAAAAGAUCAAGUGUCAGACCCUGCCCAACAGAGGGGAGCAGGCAAGAAGUGGUCCCGACCAAGCCUACAGCUCAGGCUCUCGGAGCUGCCCAAAGAAAACCAUUUUGCUUCUUUCCUCUUCCUCCUCCACUUCCUCGCUCUCUCUUCACACUGAGCAUUUUAGUGUUACUCCAGAAGAAGAGGAGCUUGAAUACUACGAGAAGCCUGUGAAUUAUGGGGACUGGAAGCCCUUGCACCUGAAUGACCCAGGACCUAUUCAUGUACCUGGUAUACAGGAGAGGGCCGACCGCCUUUUCUCCAAGUUUAAGGGGAAAGCUGACAUGCCACCAAAGCCUAAGAAAAAGCCAUCCCGUUUCUUUUUAGAGCAGUGGUACUUGUCACGAGACCUCGUUGAGCAUCCGAAUUCAGGCCAUUCCUCUUGUAGAAAGAAACCAGUGAAGUCUUUGCGUUCGUCUGAGCCAGUGCCCUUAUAUGUGCUUAGUAUUGAGGAGAGGGCUGAGCAACUUGCCUCUCAGUUGGAGGGCAAGUCAACCGGAUUAAAGCCUAAGAAAAAACCUUCACGUUUUUUCAUGGAACAAUGGCACCUGGCUCGAGCCCAAAGUUCCCCUGAUUCCACUCCUUCUUCUGACACUUCAAGACAGCGCUAUAUACGGAUGUACACAGGGGGUGUUAGCUCAUUGGCUGAGCAGAUAGCCGGUCAGCUUCAGUCUCAGGAAGAGUCCAAACCAUUACCUGAGAAACGAGAUUUGGGAUCCCUCAGGAAAGAGUUUCCCGUCAACAUCGGCGGCAGCGACGUUUGCUUUUUCUGUCGCAAGAGAGUGUACGUGAUGGAGAGGCUGAGUGCAGAAGGGAAAUUCUUCCAUCGCAGCUGUUUCAAGUGCGAUUAUUGUGGCACCACGCUCCGACUGUCCUCCUAUGCUUUCGACGUUGAAGAUGGAAAGUUUUACUGCAAGCCGCACUACUGUUACCGACUGUCUGGCUAUGCUCAAAGAAAGAGGCCUGCGCCUUCGUCCUCUCCAGCGCCAACCACCAAGGAGAACCAAGAGCCCAUUACUCCUACGUUGAUGGUAGAUGCCCCUGGCAGGGCGGUGGCCGCAGCAUCCCCCUCAGCUGAACUCCGGCCCUCAGUGCCGGAGGUCAAUGGCCUGCAAGAACCAACUUUGGCCAAACGGCUUCGCGCCACACCGGAGCGCAUUGAGCUGGAGAACUACCGACUGUCCAUGCAGAGGGAGGAGGAGUUGGAGGAGGUGCCGGAGGAGACGCUGGCGGAACAUAACCUCAGCAGUGUUCUGGACAAAGCCACAGAUGUAGACCUGGGAUCCAGCAGCUCAGAGUCCGACACGGACGAGGAGGACGAGCAGGAGGAUCAGGACGAGGUGGAGGUUGAGUUGGAGGUAGAGGAGCAACUUCCCAGCGCCUCAGACCUUGGAGGGGUUCCCUGGAAGGAGGCUGUGCAGCUCCACGCUAAACUUAGGGGUGACGCCUGCGAGGAUGAGGCUCUGGCUGAGCUUGAUGAAGACGAGGAAGAAGAUGAAGAUGAUGAUGCGUCAAGUGAAGAGGGGGAUUACUGCCCAUGGGACAGGGAGCUCCAGUCAGGCCUAUGGCUGGAGAAGUACCUCACGGAUGAAGACCAUGUCGGUACUUUUAAAGCCAAGAACCUACAAAUUCAACAAGUCCUGCAGCCUUUGGAUCCUCUUGAAAUUCCAGGUGUAGGGGGAACAUGUCCGGACUCAGAGGAAGACAGGUGUGGCCAGCUGGCCUCAACCUCCCAGCCCAUUGAGCCCUCGCAGACCUUUUUCACAGCCCCUGUCCACACAUCUGCGCGGCACGAUGCAGUGCGAGUCUGGUUGGAGUCAAUGUCUGGAGAGCCCUGUGAAGAUGAUGAUUUGGAAGCAGAAGCAGAUAGUCCCGAUAUAGAGCCUGGGACUGAAAUGGAUCAAGAUGACAUCCCCUCUGAUGCUGAAGCUGAGGCUCGUUUGAACCCAUCAGUGCACACUGAAGCUGUUCCACAGGAGGACAAUAUAUUUGACAGUCUGGCAAUGCCUUCAAAUAUUGAACCGCCCAGCACUGAACCCAUGCAAAAAGAAGACAAUGCCGUCUUAUCUCCGGUCGUACCUUCACCAGAGCCUGAUAAACGGGCUAAGUCUCCAGAAUGCUCUUUCCCAGAACCAGUGGUUUCUGAGGAACCAAAAGUUGAAAGGAUAACACCUUCACCAGCGUCCAGGAGCCCGGUUUUUCCUUCACCUACAUCUGUCCUUGAUCCUUCCCCUUUCACCCCUCCAACGGUUCCCUAUGUCAAGGCCCCUGUUUCACCCCUCACCAUCGGCUCUCCGGUCAGUCCAGCUGUCAACAGCCCCAUAAGAUCCCCUGUAAUAACCCCUGUUGGAACCCCCAUCUGCUCCCAGCCCACCCCACUACCAGAGACAUGCACACCUACGUCACCCAUCUACCCCCAUCGAUCCAUUUGCCCUCUCACAGGCAACCUACUUUCCCCAAUUUGUGCCCAGCCAAUGCCCUGCCAGGAACCUUCAUCACCGCAGGCCUCUGAUUCUCCAGUCAGAUCCCAGCCUAUCCCAAAUGUUACUUCAACACCGAUGGCCAGAACUGACCGAGCUUCACCUGACCAUUCACAGUCUGAGGACCUCUCAACUGAUGAAUCUUUUUCAAAAAAGACUGAUAUCAUUGAGGAGUUUUGGUUAAAGAGUGCAGAGAUCCGAAAAAGUCUCGGUCUGUCGCCUUUAGAGCGCAGCAGUAAACUAUUUGAGAAGAGUGAUGUAAAAACGCCAACACAAGACUCCAGCCCUGCCAAGACCCAGUCUCCGGAAGUGUUAGAGGACCCGAAACCUGCUUUAACUGGACGUACUGUGAUUCGGAGACUCAACAUCACUCUUGAGGGUCAAGUCAUUACUCCAAUUGCUCCUGUGGAAGGCUCUGAAAAGAAAGAACUCAGCCGCAGCUCAGACGAUGACCUAAAUGAGAGUAUGGCCACAAGUCAAACGGUAAACAGUGACAGCUGUAACACCUCUGACUCCAUAAUGCUGACCCCACCCUCCAGUCCACCACCUCCCGUGCCUGCUAAUCAGUCCCCAGCGAUAUUCAGGCAGCAAAAACAUCAGGUCUCUUGGAGCAAUAGGACAGAAAAUAAGCCACACGGGCAUGCCAAAGAACUACCAAAAACAAAGACUCCAGUUCCUGCACAGCGAACCCAACUGAGUCCUGUAUCGGCACCUAAACCUGCAACCAGGAAAGUGCUGACGCCACCAGCAGACUUAAUAGAAACCCCAGUUGUUAUCAUGAGGGAGAAAAAGAAGCCACGCUCGGAGGAGUUGAGGAAGUCCUUUGUAGAGACAGUGGAAGAGAUUCCAUUCGCCGAUGAUGUGGAAGAGAACUUUGAUGAACGGACACCAGAAACCAGCAUGAAUAAAUUCUACACACCACCUACUAGCAGGGCCAGAGACAAACCUCCUUUGCAUCUGGCUUUAGCCAUGGAAAAUGGUAAACCGAAUAUCCCUGUCAACUCCGCCUCUAGGACACAGCGGGCCACUCAGUUCUCUCCAGAGGCCAAAGAGAUUGCUGAGGAGAGGAUGAGAGCAAGAGAAAAGUCCAUCAAGAGCCAAGCUCUCAAAGACGCAAUGGCCAAGCAGCUAAAUAAAAUGAAAGAGUCAAACGUAGAAGAGGGUGGCUCAACAAAAGUGGCUUGGAGUGCUACCCCAGAGGUUGUCGGGAAAAGUAAGAAGUCUUCAGAAUCUCCAAAGACAUCUGCAGUAAAAGCUCUGGAAUCAAAGAAAGCUGAGACUCUACCUGAGCGUCUCUUCAGUAGCAACAGGAGUCUGGACAGCUCUGUGGCGUCCUCUGACAGCUCGUCCACGAGUAAGAGCAAGAAACGAAGUUCACUUUUUUCACCUCGCAAAAAGGAGAAGAAGGCCAAGAACGACGGCAGCCGACCCCCUGGGACAGACGAGACACCACCCAAACACAAAUCUUUGUGGAAGGCUGUUUUCUCAGGGUACAAGAAAGACAAAAAAAAGAAAGAAGACAAAUCAUGUCCCAGUACACCAUCGUCCAGCUCCACCACACAAGACUCUGGAAAGAAGAGAGCCUCGCCUCUUGGAAAGUCAUCAGACAUAAGGACCCGCAGAAACUUGAGCUUUUCUGAGGAAUCGGAUCUGUCAUGUGACGACGUACUGGAGAGAUCAUCCCAGAAAUCAAAGGCAGAUCGACAUACGGACAUCUUUGACCUAGUAUCAGGCAUGCAGAUGGAGGCAUUGAAGGAGGAGAAACUGGACAAAGAGAGGAGGAGGGAAUUCAAAGAAAAGAAAACAGUGAAAGAAAUGCAUAAACAAAGAGAACGGGAAAAAGAGUGUGAUCGUGAAAAGGGAAAAGACGAUGAGGAGUCUGUUUAUGUCCCUCAUGCACUGGCGUUCAAGAGAUCGUAUGCCUCAAAGAAAACCUACACAGAGGAAGAGCUCAACGCCAAGCUGACACGUAGAGUCCAGAAAGCUGCUCGACGACAAGCCAAGCAAGAAGAACUCAAGAGGUUGCACCGUGCCCAGAUUAUCCAGAGGCAGUUGGAGCAGGUGGAGGAGAAACAGAGGCAGCUGGAGGAGAAAGGUGUUGCUGUGGAGAAGGCAUUGCGAGGGGAAGCAGGAUUGUACAAAGGUACUUAUACAUUACCCAAACAGCACAAAAGAAGAUCAGACUAUUGGGGAGAUUCUAAUUACAGUGAAAUCCUGGACUUGCAUCUGGGCGUCCCCCGCUCUCUUUCCCCCUGUCUUGUGGAAGUUGAGCCCUUUGUGGGGACGCAACGUCGGAGACCUCUCCCCUUCUGCCUCUGCUGUUCCCCUGAAGGCAUGGGCAAGAAGGAUGAUCCCAAACUAAUGCAGGAGUGGUUCAAGCUAGUUCAGGAGAAGAACGCCUUGGUCCGCUAUGAAUCAGAGCUCAUGAUAUUCGCCAGAGAAUUGGAGCUCGAGGACCGACAGAGUCGACUGCAGCAGGAACUCAGGGAGCGAAUGGCUGUGGAAGACCACCUGAAGACUGAGAAGGAGCUUGCACAGGAGAAGCAGAUCUUAAACGAAAUGCUGGAUGUUGUGGAGCAGCGUGAUGCCCUGGUGGCCCUCCUAGAAGAACAAAGACUUCGAGAGAAGGAGGAAGACAAGGACCUGGAGGCUGUGAUGCUCUCCAAAGGCUUUAACCUCAAUUGGGUUUAAUGAGAGUCAACUAAUUGCCCGCAAUGAGCUUGUGUAAGGUCUUCUUUGAUCCGUUGAUCUGAAACCUUCUCAUCUGCAGCAGUGUACAGUUUGCCGAUACGCGAACACAACAUCCGUCGCUGCUGAUAUCCCGGUUGAGGUUCCCUUCAGCGUACACGCACCCUCAGCCUACAGGCGGUCCCGGUUAAUCACUUUGCAGGUUUGUUGCUGGCUCCGUGGGUGGAGCGACGGUUUGUUCACAACUUUAUCAUCACAGCCUCGAUGCUGGCACCUUUGGGAGCAUGUUUAAAGACUUGUCUGAUUCAAAAUGUCCUAAAGGGAACUUUGCAAUUUGGUCCUGCUGAUGUAAAGGUUUUUUUUUUUUUGUAAAUAGUUGUGCAGAAGCAGCCACAUUUUACAGAAAAUCCCGUCUUUUCUGAAAACAUACAAGACCGCAGGAAGACGGCCUUUCUACUCACUGACUUCUUCAUCCCAGUCAUUCACAAACACAACUUACCACUAAUAAUCAGUUUCAUGUAUUUGUUAGCGUCUUUGUUGCUUUUGUCAGAUCUGCAUUUAUUUGUUGCAUUCACACAGUAGUGCCCACGAUGUCUGGCAUUUGCACUUGUAUGUGAGACACACACGUAUAUAAGCCAUUGUCUGAAGACUGCGGCCGUGAUCCGUCACAGGCGUUUUGUUGGUUCAUGAAUGCAAAGACACAAAGUACGGACGUCAUACACGACCCACUUGCCACUUUACGAGAUGCACAGAGGACGUGUAAUGAUUCACCAUCCUUUUUAUGGUUUUGUUUUUUAGCCCCUGCAAAGCAAUGAAAGGACUAUACAGGAUUUGUCCACGGCCCGUCACAUUUGCUAGCAGCCUUAUUAAUUUUUAAAGAUCAAAGUGAUGCAUGUUGACUGUCAGCCCUGUAAAAGUCCAUAGGAAAGUUUUUCAUUGUAAAGGAGAAGGCAGUUCAAAGGUCAAAUCAGUCAACCAGUCUUCCACCGAUGUCAGGAGCCUGAAUCAAAUCAUUGUGAUCUAGAAUGCUUGGUGUAGCCAUUGAUAUUUAUAUUUAUUUUAUCUUCCAAAUGAUUGGCAGGCCAACACAAGGCUUGUUUGCCUUGGUUUUUAGAAUUGUUGCCGUAUUUAUGGUUAAACCGGCCAUACUUUUAUUACGCCCCAUGUAAGAGACUAAGGGCCUGAUCUGUUAAGAUCCAAAUAACGUGCUAAAUUGUGUGUGCAACCUAUGCAAUUUGUGUGUGCUAUUAGUUACAUACAAACCCCGUUUCCAUAUGAGUUGGGAAAUUGUGUUGGAUGUAAAUAUAAACGGAAUACAAUCAUUUGCAAAUCCUUUUCAACCCACAUUCAGUUGAAUGCACUACAAACACAAGAUAUUAAGAUGUUCAAACUCAAACUUUAUUUUUUUGGGAAAUAAUAAUUAACUUAGAUAUUCAUGGCUGCAACACGUGCCAAAGUAGUUGGGAAAGGACAUGUUCACCACUGUGUUACAUCACCUUUUCUUUUAAAAACACUCCAUAAACGUUUGGGAACUGAGGAAACCAAUAGUUGAAGCUUUGAAAGAGGAAUUAUUUACCAUUUUUGCUUGAUGUACAGCUUAAGUUGUUCAACAGUCCGGGGUUUUGUCGUAUUUUACACUUCAUAAUGCGCCACACAUUUUCGAUGGGAGACAUGUCUGGACUGCAGGCGGGACAGGAGAAUACCAGCACUCUUUUAAUACGAAGCCACGCUGUUGUAACCUGUGGAUUGUCAUUGUUUUGCUGAAAUAAGCAGGGGCGUCCAUAAAAACGUUGCUUGGAUGACAACAUAUGUUGCUCCAAAACCUGUAUGGACCAUUCAGCAUUAAUGGUGCCUUCACAGAUGUGUAAAUUGGGCACUAAUACACCCCCAUACUAUCAGAGAUGUUGGCUUUUGAACUUUGCGCCUCUAACAAUCCGGAUGGUUAUUUUCCUCUUUGUUCCGGAGGACACCAAGUCCACAGUUUCCAAAAAUAAUUUGGAAUGUGGACUCGUCAGACCACAGAACACUUUUCCACUUUGCAUCAGUCCAUCUUAGAUAAGCUCGGGCACAGCGAAGCCGGCGGCGUUCCUUGGUGUUGUUGAUAAAUGGCUUUCGCUUUGCAUAGUAGAGUUUCACCUUGCACUUACAGAUGUAGCGACCCACUGUAUUUACUGACAGUGGUUUUAUGAAGUGUUCCUGAGCCCAUGUGGUGAUAUCCUUUACACACUGAUGUCGGUUUUUGAUGCAGUACCGCCUGAGGGAUCAGAGGUCCGUAAUAUCAUCACUUCAGUGCAGUGAUUUCUCCAGAUUCUCUGAACCUUUUGAUGAUUCUACAGACCGUAGAUGGUAAAAUCCCUAAAUUCCUUGCAAUAGCUCGUUGAGAAAUGUUGUUCUAAAACUGUUCAACAAUUUGCUUACAAAGUGGUGACCCUCGCCCCAUCCUUGUUUGUGAAUUACUUAGCAUUUCAUGGAAGCUGCUUUUAUAGCCAAUCAUGGCACCCACCUGUUCCCAAUUAGCCUGCACACCUGUGGGAUGUUCCAUAUAAGUGUUUGAUGAGCAUUUCUCAACUUUAUCAGUAUUUAUUGCCACCUUUCCCAACUUCUUUGUCACGUGUUGCUGGCAUCAAAUUCUAAAGUUAAUGAUUAUUUGCACAAAAAAAAAGUUUAUCAGUUUGAACAUGAAAUAUGUUGUCUUUGUAGCAUAUUCAACUGAAUAUGGCUUGAAAAGGAUUUGCAAAUCAUUGUAUUCUGUUUAUAUUUACAUCUAACACAAUUUCCCAACUCAUAUGGAAACGGGGUUUGUAUUAGAACUGCGUGUACAAAUAAUGUGGAAAAGUGGUGCACUCUGCCUCAUUUAAAUGAGGAUUUGCAUAUCUGUCACCAUUAAAACUCUCAUUUCCCUCCACGUUUAUGGCAUCAAAAGGUCCAACAUGUUGCAUUGCACACAAAUGUAAUAAUAACCACAUUUUCCAGCCCAUUUUGAAGCACAAUCUAGUCAACAGAACCUAGUAGGUGGGCUCUAUUGGGUGAUGCAGUGUUGUGGUGGUGUGUCCGGAUGCAUAUUGCAAAUAGAGAUACAUUAAUAUAUCUUUUAUAUGAUGAAAAAAAUAGGCCAGCAGACAACAAAACAAAUCAUUUGAAUUUGUUUUAAACAGCCCCUUAAGUCAUUCCGCAGCUAUAAAAUUACAUUGCGUAGACGAUGAGGCCAUGUUUUAUUCAUGACAGUCUGAAUAUGUGGACACGUGCACAAGCAGGAUCGCCUCCUUUCACACAGCCAUUAUUUGUGUGUUGGGGAGGAGACCCUGCCCCAAGUGGAGGAGUUCAAGUACCUAGGAGUCUUGUUCACGAGUGGGGGAAGAGUGGAUCGUGAGAUCGACAGGCGGAUCGGUCUUCAGUAAUGCGGACGUUGUAUCGAUCCGUUGUGGUGAAGAAGGAGCUGAGCCGGAAGGCAAAGCUCUCAAUUUACCGGUCGAUCUAAGUUCCCAUCCUCACCUAUUGUCAUGAGCUUUGGGUCAUGACCGAAAGGAUAAGAUCACGGGUACAAGCGGCCCAAAUGAGUUUCCUCUCCCUUAGAGAUAGGGUGAGAAGCUCUGCCAUCCGGGAGGAACUCAAAGUAAAGCCGCUGCUCCUCCACAUCGAGAGGAGCCAGAUGAGGUGGUUCGGGCAUCUGGUGAGGAUGCCACCCGAACGCCUCCCUAGGGAGGUGUUUAGGGCACGUCCAACCGGCAGGAGGCCACGGGGAAGACCCAGGACACGUUGGGAAGACUAUGUCUCCCGGCUGGCCUGGGAACGCCUCGGGAUCCCCCGGGAAGAGCUAGACGAAGUGGCUGGGGAGAGGGAAGUCUGGGCUUCCCUGCUUAGGCUGCUGCCCCCGCGACCCGACCUCGGAUAAGUGGAAGAAGAUGGAUGGAUGCUAGUUUUAUGCACACUUAAAAUGUGCUAAAUAUAGACAAAACGGCGACUGCUGAACAGUUUCUGUCUUGAUGAAUCACGUUGCAAAUGCUAAAUGAUUAUAUUCGCAUCUCCUCCCAGUUUUGUGCGCAUUCUAGCGUUCGGCAUAAAGACAUUUUUUUUUUUCCCUUGGCCUCAGUCUGCACCUCCACUCCAGGGCCUAGGCUAAGACCGAUUUUUUAAUUGUAUUUUAAUCUUCUAUUUUUUUUCCUUCACCCACCCCCCUUGUUUACCUGAAUGUCAUCUUUUUUGUAAGGGGCGCUGGAAGCCGGCAGACCCGUCAGCGAUCCUGUUCUGUCUCCCUGUAAUGUUUGUCUGAUCUUGAAUGGGAUUGUGCUGAAAAUUGUAAUUUUCCUGAAGGAACUCUCCUGACGGAAUAAAUAAAGUACUAUCUAUCCAUCUACAUACACGCUAAGUAGAUUUACUUUGCUCACAAUACUGCAAGCAGAUGAGCUCUACAUGCGCUAUCAAGUUUGCACAUGUUUUAAUACACGCAAACCUUUUAGGAGAUCAGGCCCUAUCUGGUCCAUCAUGUCUGCAGCAGAGCACAAUUCACUUUUUUUUGUAAUUUUAAAAUAGUGUUUAAAUUUAAUUUGAGCCGAAAAAACUUUCAUAACACACAAGAUGAAAAACAAUAGGAUGGUUUAUUAUUAUGUUCCUCGUUAAAAUACAUUUUAACAGCAAAGUUACUGCCUCCAAACAUGGAAGAUUAUAAUAGUCUUUAUUGAUUUGAUGUGUUUAGCAUUGCUACCUCACAGGGUUGAAAAAAAAAAAAAUCACGUUUGACCUUUCUUUAUUUGCAUGUAAUUGUGUGAGGGUUUCCUUGUUGGUGUAAAAAAAAAAUGUUGUUUUUCUGCUGCCGGGAUUAACACUACUACUCACCAACGUCAGAAAAGGGUGUUUGAUUGUACACGUUUAUUUGUAUUUACAUGUAAGGGAAAAUUGUACACAUUUGUAUGUAUUUACAUGUAAGGGAAACUAGCAAAGGACCCACCUUGAGAUUCAUUGACAGCAUCACACUGUCGGCUUAUGUUUACAAAUGCAUAUCCAUAUUCACUCUUGUAUCGUCAUGGUAACCUGACUGUUGCACAUUUCAACACACUUCAAAAAAAUGCCUUUUUUUUGUUUAUACUGUCCCUUUUUUUUUGCUUGAGUCCGUCUCUCACUGGAGGCGACGAUUUGUCCUUUUAUUUUUUAUUUUCUAGAGGAAUGUUCCGGAGCAAAUGCUGUGGAAAUUUUGCAUCAAAUCCGAACAGAGUGAGGUGGACUUUUACCCAUAAAGAAAACAAACGCAAGUGGUUACUGUUUUACAGCGCCUACACUGUACAUUCUACAUGUAUGAGUUGGUAUUUGCUAUGAUUUGAAACACUCUAGGUUGUUGUAGUGUGUGCGCGUGAGAUGAUUGUAAUGAUAUUUAUUAACGUGUGAAAAGUGUAUUAUAUGUAAAGAAUGAGAAUCCUAAUUUUUAAACUUUGGUUGACACAUCUGUAAAUGCUUUGUGUAGCUUGAAAUGCAUAUAUGGGUAUUGUAUGUGUGCUGUAAACAGCAAUAAAACAAUGCAGUUUUUAA